This is a messenger RNA of Trypanosoma cruzi, 2499 nucleotides long. RefSeq lists its product as uncharacterized. Lineage: Eukaryota; Euglenozoa; Kinetoplastea; Trypanosomatida; Trypanosomatidae. The record is from RefSeq and is a predicted model, not a curated record. The transcript has a single exon. Bases 1 to 2499 code for a protein of 832 amino acids.
AUGACUAUUCAGCACUUUGCGUACAGCACUUCUCCCAACAGGGAUCAUGGCGUUCUUGCCGCCUCUACGUUUGCUCCGUUAACACUCCGAGGAUGUGUCGUGGAGGCAGAGGUGCGUGGCAAUUGCGCGCGGGUGAAUCUACGCUAUGAAUACGAAAACAAGACGGGUAUGGACCAGCGCGUUAUUGCCGCCUACCCACUGCCUAUUGCGUGGGACCUUAUGAGCUGCAGGGCCGACUACUUUGGCGACUGUGUGCUGACGGAGUACAGCGGUACUGUGCCGCUGCGUUCUUCCGCCGAUGCAGGCGCCGCCGGACUGCCGGGGCCGAAGUCCGACCACAGUGUGUGGACAGUCGCCUCGCAGCAGUUGCCGUGGGUUAUUGAUGUUGGCUCCACCGUUCUAAUCGCCGCGACGUAUCACGUGCCACUUGACGUGACGCGUUGGCGUGGUGUGGUGCGUAUUCAUCUACCAGCAGAGUUGUUCCCGGACUUCAAGAAGCCGUCACAACCCACCCUCGACUACGCCUCGCUGUUUGACAUGAAGCUGCAGCCAAAACUCCCAAGUGGGUGGAAAAUUCAAGCAAAAUGUGACAUGUUUGUGCCACUUGCAGGCGCUGUGCGGUUGCGACCGGUGGAAGAGGAAACGCUGGUGCGGGUGGAUUACAUUGGCGACAGCGGCUUCUCACUAAAAUAUACCGCUCCAUUGACAAAACGGCUGCCGGAUGGGUUUGAAAUUGAGUGUGUUGUGCAGGGGACGGCAGAGCCGCUGCGCUUCUUCCUCGCGAAGGACGUUGGAACGCUGGUCCAGGAUGUGGAUCGCCAUGCAUUUACUAUUUCCUUCACGCCACAGCUUGAAGGGCGGCCUGGUUGCAUAACAAACGCCGAGUUGGUGCUGGUAGUGGACUCGCACAGUCGUCAAUCUUGUGAGGCGAUGGCGAAUGGUAUUUUGGUCGGAAUGCGUGGUUUACCGGAGUCUGUGUUUUUAAAUGUGGUGGUGGUGGGCGCGAAGAAGGAUGUUUCUCCCUGGCAGUGCGGUGCUGUGGCCCUGUGUGAUGUGCAGCUUGAGCAAGUCUUCGCCUUCAUAGCGGAGUCGAAGCCGCAGGAGGCUAACUCGGGCGCGUCGAAUUUGCACCGUACACUCCGUGAGGUGAUGUCGCAGGAGGCGCUUUCGCUCUGCGGUUCUGUUCCGACGGGGUAUGUGCGUCAUGUUAUCGUGAUGUCUGACGAGGGUGACAUGCGGUACGCGACGGAAAUCAUCGAGGCGGUGACACGUCACCGGCGUAAUAUGUGCUUCAGUGCCAUCGGUUUACUCUCAUCGGGGACGCUGGAUGCACCGAAGUUGCAGCUACUUGCAGAAGAAGGCGGGGGCCUUUACCGUGAUGUGUCCGAUGCAAAGACGUUUCCGGAGAUUUUAGUGGAUAUGUUGUCACAUUUGGCAGUCCCGACAUUGACGGACAUCGUGCUUUGCUUCGAUGAGCCCGAAGUACGUCUUUCGAUGGAACAAACGAUGCCUGCAGUGGCGCAGGGGACGCAGCGCUUCGUGCACGGUCUCGCCCCCGCCUCGCUGGAGACGCUUGGCGCCUACGCGACGGGACGCAUCGGCCAGACCGUCGUUGAGUACGUCGGGAAGGGGAACGUGCAGGAUCUCAUCUUCACCUCGGAGGCGGAGCCGCGGAACGCUCUCUCCGUCGGCCUCUUCCACCUCGCGGCAGCCUCCGCCAGAGUGCGCUACCUCAUCGACGCACGCGCGUUGUCGGCGCUGUCGGUAGCGGAGAUGGAGGAGGUUGCACGGCUAUCCAAGACGUUUUCUUUGCCGUCGCCGUACACAGAAAUGCUGCAGCGGCGACCCACUACUGCCGCCAACGCGCAAACGCGGGAGGUUCGCAACGUGGUAGCGGUGCGGUAUGUGCCACGCAGCUGGACCUACGCGCGGAUCAUUACGCGGUACCGAAAACGGCGACUUGCGGAGGGCCUUAUCGACGGCCGCCCGAAGGUGCAACAGGGAAUGACACAACAACCCGAGCAAGAGGAAAAACAGCCGGGGUUGUUCAAGACUUCUGGUACUCUCGCCGCACUCGUGCCGCCGCCAACGUGUAGAGAAUUUAUUCGUGCCAUUGUUGUGGAUGUGGCGGAGUCCGUCAUUGCCGAGCCGAGUCUGAAGCGUCUCACUGCGCUGCAAACCGCCGAUGGCUCCUUUCCGCUGAACUCCAUCCUUGGCAUCAGCGUCGGUGUGUCCCUGGACCGCCUGGAGCGCGAGUUUCCGCUGACGGGCUUUGGCAUAAGCGAGGACCUCACGGCUGGCAGGGAGUACUUGAGGAACCACGAGCGCUUUUGGGCCACCGCCAUUGCGGUUGCGGCGAUGGAGCUGCAGUCCUUCGCCACCACCGCCAUGGCGUACAGAAGGGCGCUGACGUACAUGAAGACACAUGACUCCGAGGGGAAGUUGCUGCGUCGCGCGCGGGAAAUCAUUGGGAGAUCGCCUCAGGAAUCAUCAACGUGA